AUGGAAGGAAUCCAGGUUGCUCAAUAUGUAAGUGAUUUAUCAGAUGAAGAAGUUUAUAAAGAAAAAGCUGUGUUUGAUAAUGCUGGUGAAGCCGAAGCAUCACUUGGUAACGCAUGCUCACCUGAAUCAUCAAGGUCGCCACCUCCACUUAAUUCAACAGCGUCAACAAAUAGUUAUCAGUCUAUAGUAUCAUCACCAACCGAAUCAUCACCAUCAAAUCGUUCAUAUCUUCGUUUAAAUAAAUCUUUAUUUCCAUCGAUUUCAGUAUCAAAUCAAUUAACACAACGUUCAUCACCCAAAUCUUCCGUAUCAACACCUACAAGUGCUGAUUCAAUAAAACGUAGCUUUUUUCGUUUUAAUUCAACAUCAUCAAAUAGUGGAAAUAGUUCCACAAAUCUAAAGAGUUCUUCAAGUGCAAAUUUAAUUAUGGGUCAAACAGGUAGUAAUGUUAAACGAAGUCAAAGUGAUAUACAAACAUUUCUUGAUAAAGAAAAAGAAAAAUUUAUUGAAAAAAUUGAAAACCCUAUUAAACAAAAUGCUCGUUUAGAAGAUUUUGAGUUAAUACGUACGAUUGGUACAGGUUCAUUUGGUCGAGUAUUAUUAGUUACACAUCAUGAUAGUUCAAAUGAAAAAAUAGCUUUAAAAAUACUUGAUAAACAAGUUGUUGUUAAAAUGAAACAAAUUGAUCAUACAUUAGCAGAAAAGAAAAUUCUGCAAGCUUUAUCAUGUCCAUUUAUUGUUAAACUAUUGUAUACAUUUAAAGAUAAUUCUUAUUUAUAUUUGGGACUUGAAUAUGCACCCGGUGGUGAAAUGUUUACACAUUUACGUGCUUAUGGACGUUAUACAGAAGAUAUGACAAGAUUUUAUGCUGCACAAAUUGUACUUGCUUUUGAAUAUCUUCAUCAUUUGGGUGUUAUAUAUAGAGAUCUUAAACCAGAAAAUUUACUUUUUUCUGCUGAUGGUUAUUUAAAAAUGACGGAUUUUGGUUUUGCAAAACGUGUUAAAGAUCGAACAUGGACAUUAUGUGGAACACCAGAAUAUCUUGCUCCAGAAAUUAUUCUCAGUCGUGGUUAUAAUAAAGGUGUCGAUUAUUGGGCAUUAGGUGUACUUAUGUAUGAAAUGAGUGCUGGUUAUCCACCAUUUUUUGCUGAUCAACCUAUACAAAUUUAUGAAAAAAUUGUAUCCGGUCGUGUUCGUUUUCCUAAUCAUUUUACUGUUGAUCUUAAAGACUUACUUAAAAAUUUACUUCAAGUUGAUUUAACACGUCGUUAUGGUAAUUUAAAACCUGGUGUACGAGAUAUAAAAGAACAUCGUUGGUUUAAAGAUACAGAUUUUAUAGCUAUCUAUGAAAAAUCUAUUCCAGCACCAUUUAUACCACGAACCGAUAGAGAAAAUUAUGAAAUAUAUGAAGAACAACCAUUGACAUCUUCAUAUGUUUAUGAUAAAUUAGUAACAACAUCGUGUCUUAUAUAUUUAUUUUAUCAUUUAGGCUCUGCAUGGUCUCCAGGUGGACAACAAAUGGUUGCUUUAGGGUUAACAUUUAUUAUUGUUAUAUUACGUAUGUCUUCUUGUUUUGUUUGCUUUUCUUUUGUUGAUCGAAAUGGAAACAUACGUGCUAAUGAAACAAAAGAUAAGAUUAUGUGA
Molecule: messenger RNA, 1644 nt
Organism: Rotaria sp. Silwood1
Lineage: Eukaryota; Metazoa; Rotifera; Eurotatoria; Philodinida; Philodinidae
Source: the annotation of a GenBank genome assembly